GUAAAGGUAUCUUGUUUAUUUACAAAAAAAUUCUUUAAGAAGCAGGUAAUAAAGUAAAGAAUUAAGAGGUGAGAAAUAAGGAAUUUAACAGGAAAAAAAACAUGAAAGAAGACAAAUUAAUAGUUAUUGUAGCUUUAUGACUAAUAUCGGUUUUUUGCUUAAUCAAUAGCAAGCACUAAUAGUAUCGAAGUAUUAACUAUGAUGUAAAUAUAUAUUUCGGAUAAUAAAGUCACAUCUUAAAAUAAUCUCGAAGUGGUUAAUGUUAAACGCGAAUUAGCAUAAAAAUUUAUACAGGUGUGUCAAGGAAUUUUUUCUAAACAAAUUCGAAUGUCAACUAAUCAAAAGACGGAUUCAUUUUUUCACAUUGACAAUACUGUAUAUAAAUUGUGAUCCUUAAAAUAAAUAAAAAAUGGAUGAUAAUUUAAAAAAAUUGUUAAAUAAUCAACAUUUGGGAGAUAUAGCACCCCAAUUAUGUGAUUUUUCAUUAGAAGAGCAAAAUGCAGCUACAGAAGCACAAGGUGUUCAACCAUCCACACCAUCUGAUUACGUUCCUGUAUUAGGGAAAUCGGUAACAAUAAUUGUUGCAUGUGUUAUUAUUAAUGAAUACGAUGAAAUAUUAAUGAUGCAAGAAGCGAAACAAUCAUGUGCUGGUAAAUGGUAUCUUCCGGCUGGACGAAUGGAAAAGGGUGAAACAGUUAUUGAGGCAGCGAGACGUGAAGUUUUUGAAGAAACUGGUUUGAAUGUUAAUGUUACCACAAUAUUGGGUUUAGAAGCUGCUGGGGGAUCAUGGUUUCGUUUUGUAUUAACUGGAGAAAUUACCGGUGGACAAUUGAAAACCCCAGCGCAAGCUGAUAAGGAAUCACUUCAGGCAAAAUGGAUUCAAAAUGUACAAGAAUUAAGUCUUCGUGCAAAUGAUAUAUUAAAUUUAAUAAGUUUAGCAAGAGCAUAUAAAAAUCGUGGUACAAAUCUAUGGCACAAUGAAAUUUUACCAGUAACCAAUUCACAUCAUAAAAAUUUUUUACGUGUUAUAGCUGUAAUUAGAAAAAGAAGCUCAAAUUCUUUGAAUGUUUUAGUAAGUGAAAAAAAUUCACAACAUUUUCCAACGGUUGAAAUACAUCCAGCAAAAAGUUUACAUUCCACUUUACGAAAAUUUAUGAUUGAAAUUUUUGGAUCUGAUCUACCACAACAUCGUCCACAUGGAAUUCUUACAGUAGAACAUCAACCAUCUCCAAUGCCACAUACGACUGAUGGAAUUUGUAUAUCAAUAUUGGUCGCAUUUAGGCCACCUAUGGAAGAGGUUGCAAUUAUUGGAAAAUGUGUUUGGCAUGAAUUACCUAAAAAUUUAGAAGUUAGUAUUGGAAGAAUGUUGAAUAACAAAAAUACAACAAUUCCAUUAAAUGUUGUUCGUUAAGAAUGAAUUUACUUUUUUCUUAUCUUUGUUUUUUAAAGAAAAAAUUUUUAAUACUCGACGUAAGUGUUAUUUUAUAAUAUUAUUGUAAAUACAAAUUUUAUUUGAAUUUAUUCUCGAAUGUACCUACUUAUUAACUUAUCUUUAAUAAGAUAUGAUCGUAAUCUGUAAACUUAUUUAGAUGACAAUACUCUAAAAAAUAAAGAUUUUUAAUAUAUAUUUGUAA
This is a messenger RNA of Condylostylus longicornis, 1634 nucleotides long. Its product is annotated as 8-oxo-dGDP phosphatase NUDT18. Gene Ontology annotation, molecular function: 8-oxo-GDP phosphatase activity; 8-oxo-dGDP phosphatase activity; magnesium ion binding. Lineage: Eukaryota; Metazoa; Arthropoda; Insecta; Diptera; Dolichopodidae. The record is from RefSeq and is a predicted model, not a curated record. The transcript is spliced from 3 exons. The coding region runs from base 410 to 1411 and encodes 333 amino acids.